AUGGCAGAGACAUUUUCAUCCGUCCCUAUUGUGGACUUCGCUCGGCUGAACGAUCCCGAGACGAAAGUGGACGAACUGUCCAAGCUGCGCAAUGCGAUUUUCGUCGUUGGCUUCCUAUACUUGACCAAUACAGGACUAGAGAGCUUGAUUCGCCGCACCCAUGAAAGUCUACCCGACCUCUUUGCCUUGUCUACUGAGACUAAGGAGAACUGCAACAUGAUUAAUUCACCUUCAUUCCUCGGCUAUACGCGUCUUGGUGCGGAGACCACUGCGACCAAGACUGAUCUUCGCGAGCAAUUCGAUUUUGGCACACCCGGACAGAAGAUCUGGACAGAACAGGACCCUUUUUGGGAUAGACUUGAAGGACCUAACCAGUACCCGGACCACCCAGGAGCUCAACAAUUAGUCGAUGAAUAUAUUGCGAAGACUGAUGAUCUAGCGGAAUCAUUCGUGCGCCUCGUAGCAGAAUGUCUGUCUCUUCCACGGGAGACCUUUGAUGGCUUCAAGGGUAAUAUGAGUCGCCUCAAGUUCGUCAAGUACCCACCCUCCGCAGCCAACUCCCAGGGCGUUGGCCCUCACAAGGACUCAGCAGGUCUCUUCACCUUCCUGUCUCAGGACAACGUUGGAGGUCUCCAGGUUCUCAAUAAGAAUGGAGAAUGGAUUGAUGCGCCGCCCAUCGAGGGAAGUCUCGUCGUCAAUAUCCAACAAGGAUUCGAAGCGAUCACUGGAGGCAUUUGUCCAGCCACAACACACCGUGUCAUCGCCCCAACUUCCAAGACCCGUUAUAGCAUUCCGUUCUUCCAAGGCGUGAGACUGGAUCUGACCUUGGAUCAGCUCAAGGAGUCCGCUGCUCACAUUGUGGCUCGGAUUCCUGUCUCCGAUGACAAGAAGAAGCGAGCUGUUGAUGUGCCAAGUGAAUUCCUCUCACCCUUGUAUUCUUGCUUCGGUGAAGCUCACUUGAGAAAUCGCAUCCUGAGCCAUCCAGAUGUAGGCCAACGAUGGUACCCUGAGCUGUAUGAAAAAUACUCCCAGCAGGUUUUGAAAUAG
Molecule: messenger RNA, 1047 nt
Organism: Penicillium paradoxum
Lineage: Eukaryota; Fungi; Ascomycota; Eurotiomycetes; Eurotiales; Aspergillaceae
Product: isopenicillin N synthase family dioxygenase
Exons: 6
Coding region: 1-1047 (348 amino acids)
Molecular function (GO): dioxygenase activity
Source: RefSeq, a predicted model, not a curated record